Molecule: messenger RNA, 2136 nt
Organism: Vollenhovia emeryi
Lineage: Eukaryota; Metazoa; Arthropoda; Insecta; Hymenoptera; Formicidae
Exons: 4
Coding region: 664-1845 (393 amino acids)
Cellular component (GO): nucleus
Molecular function (GO): DNA binding
Source: RefSeq, a predicted model, not a curated record
CCCGCGGGCAUGCCCGCGGGCGCCCGCGGGCGCCCGUUGCCCGCGGGCAGCAUUUUGCCCACCCCUGCUCUAGGGGGCCGAGCCGACCGGUCCGUCGUCGAGGCGCGAGGACGCCGGGGGAGAACGCGACGAGCGACGAACGUCGGAGUUUCGAAUCGCCCUGCUCCGCGCGCCGCUCGCGAGGACGACGACGACGGACGCAAGCCGCAGCAGGAGGCGACAGGAGGCGACAGGACUGAUCAGCUGAUCCUCGAGCGACGAACUAGGGAGUUAUAAGGUGCUUCUAAAGCCUGUCACACAAUGCCAGGCAACAGGAACAGGGAAUAGAAUUUCUGACGUGUUGGAUUGGUUGAACGAAAAUUUCCGACGAAUCCAUAGACCAUGGAGAAUGUAUAAGGAGACCGAACUAUCCGGGGAACAUACGGAUCGUUAAAGCACACAUUCGUGGGAAGGCGGAGGUGGAGAAAUUUUGUCCGUUAAAGAUUAUUGAAUAAACUGGACAAAUAAAAACAGGAUAUAUAUUUAUGUACCUUAAGCGUCGAUAUGUGUGCGAGUUACAGCACAUUUGUUUAAGGUAGCUUGGAAUAAACUCUUAUUUCAAUUUCAAUCUGCCUCAAAGUCAUUAUGUAUACAGAGUGGUUCUGCAAUUUCUGAAAUUUUGAAAUGGCAUCAAAGAAUAAGGAGGUGCAGAAAAAGCGCGUGUUCAUGAGUGUGGUGCAGAAAUUAGAGGUAAUCAAGAAAAUGGAACAAGGCGUCUCAAUGACGGAUAUUUGUAAAAUGUAUGGCGUUGGGAAAACGACCGUCCGGAGAACCCUUAAAUCAAAGACUAUGUUGCAACAGUUUUUGUCGUCAUACAAUUUUGAUAGUUCAUGUACUUUUUCAAUAGGGAAUAGAACAAAUAUGAAGUUUGGGCCAAAUAAAAAGUUAGAUGAAGCUCUGUCAAAAUGGUAUAUUCAACAGAGAGCCAAUGGUAUUGAUGUACAACAUCUCCAGUUGAGAUCUAAGUUAAAGGCUCUUAAAGCACGUAUGACAUACAAGAUUAAGAGUGACAAGGGGUGGCUGCGCGAUUUUAAAAGAAGACGAGGCAUUGUUUCUUCUUUGAGCGAUAAAGUCUGUAGGGAAUCUUCGGAUUCAGAAAAGAAAAACAUUAACGUAGACAAAGUUAUACCAGAAGAAUCUAUAGAAGUUGGGAAUUUGCCUUUACCCUCAGUUUCGCCUCCGAUUGCUUCUAUACUUGACAACAUUUCGGAAGAAUCUAUAAAAGGUGAAGGGAAACCUUCACCACCUCCGAUUGCAUCUACACGUCACGACAUUUCUAAAUUAAAUGCUUCUACAAUAAGAAAGCGAAGACGCAAGCAAUUCUGGCGAAAUAAAAUUUUAGAUGAAGCUCUGUUGAAGUGGUAUAUUCAACAGAGAUCCAGUGGUAUUAAUGUACAACAUAACCAGUUGAAAUCGGAGUUUAACGCUCUUGUAAAUCGUAUGAGACUCAAGAUCAAAGCUACUGGGAAUUGGGUGAUAAAUUUUAGAAAGAGACAUGGCAUUAUUUUGUCAUUGGGCGACAAAAUCUGUAAGGAAUUUUCAGAUUUAGAAAAGAAAAACCUUGACGAAGACCAAAUUAUACCAGAAGAAUCUAUAAAAGUGGAGAAUUUGCCUUCACCGUUACCUUCGCUUCCAAUUACUUCUACACAUUCCAAAGUUUUGGAAAAGUUUAUAAAAGUUGAGAAUUCUUCAGAAUCAUGUUUAUCCCCAACUGAUGUUUAUCACAACUACAUUUGGGAAGAAUGUGAUAUAAAAUCUGAAGGUUCCCCUUCACCUUUAGACGAUAAAUCUUUAAAUGAUGAAUAAAGACUCGCUAUCACUAUAGUCACAGCAAAUACGUCUUUUUGACUACUUUGUAAAUCAACAAAGAAUAUAAUGAUGUGAUUUAAUAAUUUUAUAUUGUAUGGUUCUGCAUACUAUAUUAAAGCUAUUGUACAUUAAAGACAUCAAGAAACAAAAAUGACAUUAUAUAUAAGAAAUACGUUAAGAUGUGUUAAUAGAAACAGGAUACAUAUGUAUGUUUCUCAAGUCCUAUUACGUGUGCGAGUCAUGACACAUUUGCUUUAUAUAGUGUGGAAUAAACUCGUUAUAUUUCGA